Molecule: messenger RNA, 2163 nt
Organism: Polychytrium aggregatum
Lineage: Eukaryota; Fungi; Chytridiomycota; Chytridiomycetes; Polychytriales
Product: Aldehyde/histidinol dehydrogenase
Exons: 9
Coding region: 375-2009 (544 amino acids)
Biological process (GO): thymine catabolic process; L-valine catabolic process
Cellular component (GO): mitochondrion
Molecular function (GO): malonate-semialdehyde dehydrogenase (acetylating, [NAD(P)+]) activity; methylmalonate-semialdehyde dehydrogenase (acylating, NAD+) activity
Source: RefSeq, a predicted model, not a curated record
GUCGAAACAAGUCGAAACAAGUCGAAACAAGUCUCGAAACAAGUCGAGACAGGUCGAAACAGGUCAAUCGCAUUGCUGGGAUAACACCAUUCGACAUCCGCAGCCGCACCUUCUGGUCGCUGGCUUGCCCGGCCAUCGCCCGUUUGUCCAUGUCAGCCGGCACCAACAUCGCCGUCUCGUCGUCCUUCUCGUCGCCCUCUCGCCUGCCCUCCCCUUCGUCUCGCGGUGCCUUGUCUUGCCCGAUCCGAUCGUAACGCUGCGAUCGUCCUCCCCACGGUCCGCCCAGUCGCUGCCCGCCGCAUCCCACCACUUCUUAUCCGCCGCCGCUCGUUCGUCCAUCCUCCUUCACAUCCUCCCUCGAUCGCUCCGUCGCCAUGUCGUUCUACCGUGCCUCGAAGCUGUUGGCCAAGGCCCGCCCUGCCUCGCUUGUCCGUUCCUAUACCUCCAAGCCCGUCCAUUCGACUGUUCCUCCCACGGGCCUGGUUUCACUCUCGGCUGCCGAGCGCAAGGCCCUUGCCCCCGAUGUUCCCCUCUACAUCAACGGCGAGUUCCUGACCUCCCAGUCGACCCAGCACUUUGAGCUCCGCAACCCUGCCACCCAAGAGCUCCUCGGGUUUGUUCCUCAGGUCACUCCUGAGGAGUACAAGUAUGCCUCCGAGACGGCUGCGGACGCCUUCAAGACCUGGAAGAAGAGCACCGUUCUGCAGCGCCAGCGCGUCAUGCUGGAUCUCCAGCUCCUCAUCCGCAACAAGAUGGACGACAUUGCCAGAUCCAUCACCACCGAACAGGGCAAGACCCUGCCUGACGCCAAGGGCGACGUGAUGCGUGGUCUGCAGGUCGUCGAGCAUGCCUGCUCCAUCCCGACGCUGCUCAUGGGCGAAAAGCUGCCCGUGUCGAAAGACAUGGAUACUUACUCGAUCCGCGAGCCCCUCGGCGUCGUCGGCGGCAUCAUGCCCUUCAACUUCCCGGCCAUGAUUCCCCUGUGGGUCUUCCCGCUCGCUAUCGCCUGCGGCAACACCUGCGUCAUCAAGCCUUCGGAGCGCGAUCCUGGAGCCACUUUGAUGCUGGCCAAGCUGGCCGAAGAGGCCGGUGUCCCCAAGGGUGUCUUGAACAUUGUCCACGGUGGCUACGACACCGUCAAUGCCAUCUGCGACGAUCCCUACAUCAAGGCCAUCUCCUUUGUCGGCUCCGACAGCGCCGGCAAGUACAUCUUCCGCCGCGGAACCGACAAUGGGAAGCGUGUCCAGGCCAACCUGGGUGCCAAGAACCACGGCGUGAUCAUGCCCGAUGCCAACAAGAACUACACCCUCAACGCCCUCGUUGGUGCUGCCUUUGGUGCCGCCGGUCAGCGCUGCAUGGCCCUGCCCACUGCCAUCUUUGUCGGCGAGGCCAAGGAGUGGAUUCCCGAUUUUGUCGAGCGCGCCAAGAACCUCAAGGUCUCUGGCGGCUUCGAGGAUGGAACCGAUGUCGGUCCCCUCAUUUCGUGCUCGUCCAAGACUCGUGUCGAAGAGCUCAUCCAGUCCGCUGUCGAUGAGGGUGCCCGUGUUGUUCUCGAUGGCCGCGGUGUCAAGCCCACCGGAUACGAGAACGGAAACUUUGUUGGCCCGACCAUCCUGGCCGAUGUCAAGCCCCACAUGAGAUGCUACACCGAGGAGAUCUUUGGCCCUGUUGCCCUGUGUCUCUCGGUCGACACCCUCGAGGAGGCUAUUGAGCUCGUCAACAACAACCCUUACGGCAACGGCACUGCUAUUUUCACCAACUCGGGCAGCGCCGCCCGCAAGUUCCAGGAGGACAUCAACGUUGGCCAAGUCGGCAUCAACGUCCCCAUCCCCGUUCCUCUCCCCAUGUUCUCCUUCACUGGCUCCCGCGCCAGUAUCCAGGGCGAUCUCAACUUUUACGGCAAGACCGGUGUUCAGUUCUACACCCACCUCAAGACUGUCACUGCCCUGUGGAGAAGUGAGGAUGUCACCUCCUCCAAGGCCACCGUCAACAUGCCCACCAUUCGCUGAGCGCCCCCUCCCCAGUUUUGAUUUUUCCUCUCUUCCUGGCUCACUGCCCACAUGGCGGGCCAUCCGCACCACCCACCAUGGACAAUCGACAUGGACCGCUUGCAACUCGGUGCGUCCUUGAGUUCCAUCCAAAUACACCCGCUUUAUGCCUUCA